Molecule: messenger RNA, 828 nt
Organism: Eurytemora carolleeae
Lineage: Eukaryota; Metazoa; Arthropoda; Copepoda; Calanoida; Temoridae
Product: hemicentin-2
Exons: 11
Coding region: 38-808 (256 amino acids)
Biological process (GO): synapse organization
Cellular component (GO): neuron projection membrane
Source: RefSeq, a predicted model, not a curated record
AUGUUGAUUUUCUUAGAUAUUUUCAGAAUGCACUAAAAUGUGGAGAAAAUUCUUAAUUCUUCUUUCCUCAUUAAACUUAGUGGUAGGACCGGCUGCUUCAUAUGAUAGAUCAAAAUACGAACUGGAAGACAGAUUAAUUCGACGAGAUUCCCAACCCAGAUUGCGUCAACAUAGAACAGGAUUGCGUCAACAUAGAACAGGAUUGCGUCAUGACGAACUAGGUUUUGUAGAUGUUCCCAUUAUAGCGGCUGCACUAAACUACAGGCUACCAGUUAUACCUACAAAUACACCACAGCUACUUACAAAUAUUAACAAGAAUAUCACAACAUAUCCAGGUAGUUAUUUAGGAGGAACCGUUGUUCUUCCAUGUAGAGUUCUUGAUCUGGGUUCAGUCUCAGUCUCAUGGAUCAGGACUCCGGAUUUAACAGUUCUAACAUUCGGAGAAAUCAUGUUUUCGUCAUCUCCUAGGUUGAAACUGCUUCACUCUGCUGGAUCUCUGGACUGGAAUCUUCAGCUGAAUUCUGUAGAAUUAGAAGAUACUGGAGUUUAUGAAUGCCAAGUUAAUACUGAGCCCAAGAUUACCAGAGCAGUUUAUCUCCUUGUUACAGAGGAGGUUCAGGAGAGAAUAGGGAGGGCGGGGCAUCCAGUCCCCGCCCUAGCACUACAGGCGGAACGAGUACCUGGAGAAAGAGUUCAACGUACUGAGAUUCUAGCUCCGGGUGAGAUAAGGGUUGUAGAAGGAGGAUCUGUUACUCUUGAAUGUGUAGUAACUGAACACACUACACCACCACAUUUCUUCACUUGGUAAGCAUGUAUGCUACUGUUUAC